Messenger RNA from Colletotrichum costaricense, 159 nucleotides. RefSeq lists its product as uncharacterized. The record is from RefSeq and is a predicted model, not a curated record. NCBI's taxonomy places the organism in Eukaryota, Fungi, Ascomycota, Sordariomycetes, Glomerellales, Glomerellaceae. The transcript has a single exon. The annotation marks the transcript as partial.
CACCUUCUCUUCGAGCCGCUAGCCUACCGAACGCCCGCCUGUAGAUCGGUCUUGCUCCUGGGUCAGCCAUUCGUUCCGGAACUUCUUCGUGGCCCCCAGCUAGGGCAAGGCUGCCAUUCCUGCGGUGGCGGCUUUGCAGAGGCCAAGCAUCAACAUUGA